This is a messenger RNA of Aptenodytes forsteri (emperor penguin), 2353 nucleotides long. It is a transcript of the gene NSMF, whose product is annotated as NMDA receptor synaptonuclear signaling and neuronal migration factor. The coding region runs from base 68 to 1387 and encodes 439 amino acids. The record is from RefSeq and is a predicted model, not a curated record. Gene Ontology annotation, cellular component: nucleus; cytoplasm. Lineage: Eukaryota; Metazoa; Chordata; Aves; Sphenisciformes; Spheniscidae. Gene Ontology annotation, biological process: regulation of neuronal synaptic plasticity; positive regulation of neuron migration. The transcript has 13 exons.
UGAAGGUAGAAACGGCUCAGAUCACCUGUUAGCAGACUCCUACAUCGGACAGGAGGACUCCCCUGAGAUGCAGCAGGCGGCACAGAACAAGCGCAGGCUCUCUGUCAUCUCAGACGGCAAGUUUGAGAGGAGCUUCUCCGAGGAGCAGGCAGAGAAGAUGCCAAGCGAGGGACCGAAGCCACGAGUCUAUACGAUCUCUGGCGAGAGGCCGAUGCUGUCGGACCACGAGAAUGAAAGUAUGGAACUGGUGGUGAUGAAGGGGGCUGCCCAAGAGGAAUGCCACCACGGCCACCAAGUGCACAGCGCUGGCGGCUCUCACGGCAUUAGCAGGCAUUGCAAGGGCUGGCCAGGCAGCCGGCAGGGCUCCAAGGAGUGCCCAAACUGCACACGGCUGGCUGCCCCUUCCCAGCAUUCCUUUGACCUGGAGCAGCAUCAAUCCAGUGAGACUGGGUGGCACAGAAAAAGGCUGGAGAGGAUGUAUAGUGUCGAUCGAGUGUCUGAUGACGUCCCCAUACGAACCUGGUUCCCAAAAGAGAACCUCUUCAGUUUUCAAACUGCUACUACAACUAUGCAAGCGAAUUUUCGGAAGCACCUCCGCAUGGUGGGGAGCCGAAGGGUUAAAGCACAAACAUUUGCCGAACGGCGUGAGAGGAGCUUCAGCAGGUCCUGGAGUGACCCGACUCCCAUCAAAGCUGAUUCCUUCCAUGACUCUCGAGAAAGCCAUGACCUUCAGGAUUCCUGCGGCACUUUGGAUGGUGACUUUGACUUGAACUGGGAAGCAGAAAAGGAACUUGAAGCCAUGGCAUGUGAUGGAGAAGACUUUAUUCCACCAAAAAUAAUGCUCAUUUCUUCCAAGGUGCCCAAAGCAGAGUAUGUCCCGACAAUUAUCCGCAGGGACGAUCCCUCUAUCAUCCCCAUUCUCUACGACCAUGAACAUGCCACCUUUGAUGACAUCCUAGAGGAAAUAGAGAAGAAGCUUAACAUUUAUCGGAAAGGCUGCAAAAUCUGGAAGAUGCUGAUAUUUUGCCAGGGAGGUCCUGGUCACUUAUACUUGUUAAAGAACAAAGUUGCCACUUUUGCAAAAGUGGAGAAGGAGGAAGAUAUGAUCCUCUUCUGGAAGAGGUUGAGCCGGCUGAUGAGUAAAGUCAAUCCUGAACCAAAUAUCAUUCACAUCAUGGGCUGCUAUGUUCUUGGAAACCCCAAUGGGGAGAAGCUAUUUCAGAAUCUGAAAAACUUAAUGAAUCCUUAUAGGGUUGCCUUUGAGUCUCCACUUGAACUAUCAGCUCAAGGUAAGCAAAUGAUUGAGACUUACUUUGACUUCCGCCUUUACCGCCUCUGGAAGACCCGCCAGCACUCUAAACUAUUGGAUUACGAUGACAUUUUAUGAGCUGGAGAAGAGUUUGCAAGAGGAAGUUGAUCACCGGUGUCCAAGAAGUCAUGCUUAUUGCAGAGAGACUUUUUUAUUGGCACAGGGAGCCCUUCAAAGCCCUAUAGGAGGCAGCAGUGCUAAAGGGAGGGAAGAAGGAGCCCUCGGAAGUGUGUCGGGAGCAAAGUCUCCUGGGUCAAGAGAGACUGGAGGGAAAGGGUUUGACACCUCACUCGCCUCAGGUCAGAGCCGUGGUGUCUCAGGAGGAGCUGUGUGAAACGAGGACAGGAUGGAGUUCCUUGCAGAACUGAGCUGUUUUGGGUCAGAAUGGGCCAGAUUUGAUUCCAGGUCCUUUUAAAGACUUUUGAAGCUCAGGUUUUCUUACAAAAAAUAAAAUCAAUUACCCAUGCACUACAAUGAAGAAGUGACCAGAGCACAGAGGAAGGAGGGGUUUGUACUGACGGGACCUUCUGUGCUGGGGAUCUUGGAGAGCAAGGACGGCUACACCUACUCCUGCAAGCUUAGAUCAAGACGAUCCAGUUUCAAUGUGAAUAUAUACUGGAAUAUAGAAUUGAAAUCUAACUUUUUGUUUUGUUUAAUAGAAAAUAAGUGCAAUUUUUAUAGCGAGAGGGGUACAAUCCCUCCCAAUAUUUAAUUAGUUAAAAAUAACACACCAGUAACCAAUAGAUGAGGUAUUUUUGGUCUGCUUGAAAAUAUAUUCAAAAUGGUAAUAUAUCUUCUGUAGACAUAUUUAAUCACCAGCAAACAUGGUUUUAACAUAACUUAGCAGACCCUGCAUGUCUGCUGCAUUGAUUAAUCUGGUUUGGUUUGUUACUUUCAGAGUAGCUGUGUUGCACUAAUUGUAUGUGCUCUCACGAAUGUAUAUUUCUCCUCCAAUUAGACACAACUUUGUUACUUUCUCUUUUGCUGCUUGCAAAACUAUGGGACUUUAGUUUUGCUGAAAUACUUUAGGUUAGAAAUAUGGUA